AUGUGCGGCGCUGAGGAGCCAGGGGAAAAGACCUGCAGCACGACGGACGAGGUAUCCGAGAAGGCGCGCGACGUCGCCGCCUACGACGUGGGCGAGCGCGUGGAGUACUGGAGCGAGACCCUGCAGAAGUACAUCCUGGCUGUGGUUAAGACGAUCAACCCUGACGGGUCGUACGACCUGGAUGUAAAAAGGAUGGCCCCGACGACGCACCUGCGCCGGCUGCAGCCCGGCGUGGUGCUGAACAGGAAGGGCAACAAGAUCCUGGGGUACAGGGGCGGCGGCGGCCCCGAGGCUGCCGCCCAGGGCCAGGCCAAGGCUGGCCGCCUGCCCUUGCAGGAGCAGCGGGUCUGCCUCAGCCUGGAGCAGCGGAGCGGGGGAAAACGCAAGCCGCGGCAGUCGGGCUGCUGA
This is a messenger RNA of Prorocentrum cordatum, 408 nucleotides long. The record is from the annotation of a GenBank genome assembly. Lineage: Eukaryota; Dinophyceae; Prorocentrales; Prorocentraceae.